AUCAUCUAAUCGUCAACACAUCAUAAUACCCAAAUAGUGGAAGUUCAGGUAUCUGACUCAGAGACGCCAAGUCCACUUGCUACUCACCGCAUGUUGCAAGUUCCGUCAGGAAGUCCAUGGGAGUACCCCUGUUUUUCGCUUUUAGUAUUACUAAGGUGCAAAAUUGUGUCAAAAACACCACAACGUGGUGUUACCAACCUAUCUAAAACACAGUUUUGUUGAUAUUUCAGUCUAUAUUUGAUCUCAGCGAUUUCGAUACAUCUACUUUAUAUUCUUCUAGACCUUUAGUCGUAUUCGACUCCCCACUGCAGCCCUUCAAUUAUCAGUAUGAGCAUCUCAUCAUCAGCAUCAGAGAAGCGCCUAAGGUCUGCAUGUGACCGCUGCCGCUCCCAAAAACUGAGAUGCCCACAUUCGGUCAGAUUCGAUGACGACGAGAGGCUGUGUAGCAGACCGUGUGCUCGGUGCGUUAGAGCUGGUGCUUUGUGCAUUUUCAGCGAACGGUGUAAGAGCGGUCGUCCAACCAAAGCAUCCGUCAAUGCGGCAAGACAACGAGCAUCCCAGACAGUCGAUGGAUCCAUUCUUGGCGAUGGUCCGCCUACAGAAAACCUCGAGCCACAGUUCACUGAGGAAGACCUGGCACAAUUUGAGCUCGACAUCACGAUGUUGGAUGCUAUGUCGCAGACCAAUACAGACAGUCGUGCCUCAUCCACUAAUACAGACUACUCAUCGCUUGUAAGCACUACCAGGACGACCCCUCUGGAAUAUAGCGCCAUGAAUACAGAGCCUCUGUUAUUUCAUCACGACCAAGAAAAUGAGAUGGGAAUGGCUAUGUGGCCAUCGCUUCCAGAAACACCCAAAUCUGGAACAGUUCCACAGCGAUUGGAGAACCUCAACAUCUUGUCGCUAGGGUCCUCAAGGGUGCUAGCAGAUGGUUCUAGUUUCUCUGAUAAAAGAGAAAUUGUGUCAUCUCAAUCUUUCCACUCGACUUACUUCCCAAAACUCUCCGAACUUGGACUGAAGAUUUUUUUCUCUUCAAGGAGAUACCAGUCGACUGUUGCCGCCAAUCAAGACCAGACUACAUACACAAGCCAGGUCGUGGAGGAUCUAGUCAAUCUUUCAGGAGAACUGAUAAACCUGCUACGUCAGUGUCUGCCUUCUCUAGUACUAUUCAGUGGGUGUUUAGGCGAGAUCUCCUCGUCCAUUCGUUCUCGUAGAGAUUCGAACGAACAACAGAAGGAUACAGUAACACAAUCCAGCUCAAGCAUCCAAUCAUCUGGUGUAUUGUUCCUCUUACUCGGAUGCUACACACAAAUACUGGACUUCUUCGAUGCAGUCUUGAGGGAUCUAGCCCGGAAACCACCUGCUGAUCAAAAUGAGAUGUUGACACGAACCAAACAGUCAUUAAAUGCCUCUUUGAUCAAGCACACGAUUGAUUAUUUCUUUUCUCAAAUCUGUAAAGAUCUCUCUGCUUGCGAUCAGGCCCAAUCUGGCGCAAUACAACUUGAGCUUGUGCAAGACAAGAGUGACUGUACGAAGCCUUUUGGGUUAGGUAGUUGGAGGAACAUCUUCCUCUCCGAAAAGCCCGUCGACAAAAGUCUCUUAGGUCAUGCAUUUGACGAGAUCCAACAGCGGGAAAGGGCUCUCCAUGAAAGAACAAGAAAGCUUCAACGUUUGAUUGACAAUCAUCAGUAGACUUAGAAGGCGUCUUUAGCCCUUAGCCUUAUCCUGUAAUAGAACAGCCUGUAAAUUAACACGACUAUAAAAACCACUGUUGUUAUAAAGCAACAAUAUUAGCAUUUAGAAGUGAACAUUUUGAUUAUAAGACGGU
Molecule: messenger RNA, 1828 nt
Organism: Boeremia exigua
Lineage: Eukaryota; Fungi; Ascomycota; Dothideomycetes; Pleosporales; Didymellaceae
Exons: 3
Coding region: 328-1692 (454 amino acids)
Biological process (GO): regulation of DNA-templated transcription
Molecular function (GO): zinc ion binding; DNA-binding transcription factor activity, RNA polymerase II-specific
Source: RefSeq, a predicted model, not a curated record